GUCGGUUCCGGCAGUUUUCACGCUAGUGCAGGUUUGAAAUAUGGACAUGGAGGGUGUGGAAUUUGAGUGAACUUAACUCGUCGCAGUACGAGUAGUAUCUCGAGCACUACUAACUUACUGUUUUGUUCGGUAUGUAAUGUCCUGCUUUGAUGGGGAAGAAUUCUGCCAGUGACCAAUUCUACCCAAUUCAUUCAUUCCUUGCAAUUCUUCUGCAUAUGUUAACACUACUAUUAAUAAUUGGUCGCAUACCACUUAACUAUGGAUGAAAUAGUGUUAUUUCGCUGGAUUUACCACUUAGCCAAUACUUGACCUCUCCAGGCUCCAGCUUCAAGUUUAAAAGUUAGGUUCUUACCUCAAUGUGGAGGGGGCCAAUCGGGCAGCCGAACUUGUAGCCGAGGUUGAAGGCAGCUGUGUGCCACUACUACCUACUAGUUAAGAGUAGUAUCUGGACCUAGAUGAUCGAUCAGAGUAUAGGCAAUAAAACCUCACGUCUUAACACUUAAGAAACAAUCACUCUGCUUUCUUCCUGUCCAUUCUGCCGGUGCGGUUUAAAUUUCCCGUUAUAUAUAUCAUACAUCUCCUCCCUAAGAAGAAAUAAGAAAAGAGAUAAGAGAGAAGAGAAAAGAGAAAUUGCAAUGAAUCGAACCUAUGACCAUACGAAGAAAGAAAAGAUGAUUGAUGUCAAUCCCGCCUCCAUCAUGAAUGUUCCCUUAGCGGAAGAAGCAUCUCUUGAUCCCUUUCGCUCCCAUCCCCACGCCAACCGUCUGCUCAACCACCCAGAAUACUAUCCCAUCCGUACCUGGUCACGUCUUCCGAAACCUUCCACCGGCGAAGAUGGCUAUUUCGCUGGUACUUUAGCGACUUCGAUCACUAUCCCUCACUGUCUGACGCUUCGUCGCCGGUGGCUUCCUUCGCUCUCCGCCGCCCGUCCGCCGUGGCCCUCUCCCACCGAUGAUCCGGUCUCGUCAGAGCCGUCUGUCUUACCCCCGGACAUUGUCAUGCUGCUAGAUUUGGCGACCCCGGGCGUGAGCGGCCACCCGUCGACGGCUCACGGUGGCAUUAUCGCAACCUGUAUCGACGAGACGAUGUCGUUGGCGGUAACCCUGUACUCUCCGCCUCCCGAGUUGGACGCUUCCGAUCACAAGGGAAGCGGGGAGGACGAAACUCCUCGUGGGAAAUUAUACACGUCGCAAUUGGAUAUACGGUACAAGAGACCUGUCGCUGUUCCUGGAUUGCUGAUCAUCCGUGCCAAAGUGGUCGGCCGUGUGGGGAGAAAGUUUUGGGUGCGCGCUCAGGUCCUUCAAGCGGAUGAAGAAAAUCCGGACCAGUUGGUCGUCACUACUGAUGCCAUGGCUUUCUGGUUACAGACCACGUCAAAACUGUAAAAUAACUCGAAAAUCUCGAUUGCGAUGCAUAUAUAUCGUCGCCCAUGGAUAUAUUAGAGGCCAUGUUUGCUGUAUAUA
This is a messenger RNA of Aspergillus pseudotamarii, 1463 nucleotides long. RefSeq names its product PaaI family thioesterase. The record is from RefSeq and is a predicted model, not a curated record. The coding region runs from base 636 to 1385 and encodes 249 amino acids. NCBI's taxonomy places the organism in Eukaryota, Fungi, Ascomycota, Eurotiomycetes, Eurotiales, Aspergillaceae. The transcript has a single exon.